This is a messenger RNA of Verticillium alfalfae VaMs.102, 624 nucleotides long. RefSeq lists its product with no specific name. The record is from RefSeq and is a predicted model, not a curated record. The transcript is spliced from 2 exons. The coding region runs from base 1 to 624 and encodes 207 amino acids. Lineage: Eukaryota; Fungi; Ascomycota; Sordariomycetes; Glomerellales; Plectosphaerellaceae.
AUGGGCACGCCCUCGGCAUCCCGAACGCCGCCAAUCUCGACAUCUCGCUCCCGCCUCGCGGCGGCGGCCGCCGUGGACUCCUUCGCGGCGCCGAGGCCCCCCGACGAGGGCGACGCCGACGGCACGGAGGCGCUCGGCGGGCGUCGCCUCGUGGUCCAUGCCUGGGUUGCCACCGCCGGUGGGGGCCGUGCUGUUGUGGGUGCCCGGGGCGUACGCGGCGGCGGUGGCGUCGCCUCCGUCGGGGGAGGCGGACGAGAAGAGCGAGGUGGGGUGGGCGAUGAGCACGACGCCGAGGAAGGCGACGAGGGUGCCAAACUGCUCGACGCGGGUGAAGGGUUCGCGGAAGGCGAGGUAGCAGGCUACGCCGGCGAUGGAGGGUGCCAGGAAGGUGAUGACGGUGGCCUCGGCGAGGGGCAGAUACAUCAUCGAGUACCACAUGCCGUAGAUGCCGAAGAAGCCAGAGACGCCACGGGCGAUGAGGAGCCACCGCACCUCCGGGUUGCCCAAGGGAAAGUCGGGCGUGCGUUUCCAGAACAUGUAACCCGAGGCACAGAGCAUGGUGAUGCUCUGGCGGGCGAAGAGGACCUGGAAAGGAUGCAUGCCCUCGCCUUCCAGCUCAAGUAA